Molecule: messenger RNA, 5092 nt
Organism: Terrapene triunguis (Three-toed box turtle)
Lineage: Eukaryota; Metazoa; Chordata; Testudines; Emydidae
Gene: SAMD11
Product: sterile alpha motif domain containing 11
Exons: 14
Coding region: 621-3635 (1004 amino acids)
Biological process (GO): positive regulation of transcription by RNA polymerase II
Molecular function (GO): protein binding; RNA polymerase II cis-regulatory region sequence-specific DNA binding; DNA-binding transcription activator activity, RNA polymerase II-specific
Source: RefSeq, a predicted model, not a curated record
UCAGAGUCUCCGAACUGCAUUGUGUGACUUCUGAGAACCUCGCCCUCUGUCUGUCUGUCCCGGGGUGGAGGGGGAGCCCCGCGCCCCCAGCCCGCCACAUGCAGGGACCUGCGGGACAGGGGCAGUGCGCUGGGGGGGGGGGAUACGCCAUGUAGUGGCAGCAGCUCAUUAGGAGGGGGGUGGCACAGUUGGGCUUUUAUGAUGAUGAUUCUAGCCAGGAGGGGAAAUGGACUCUAAUCACAGUAAGGACCGGUCAUUAAUAAAGCCAUAAGCAGAGGCAGCGGCUCUGCAGCUUGCAGGGGAGAGCGGAGCAGCCCCGAAAAACUUCUUCUCUUGCCUGGUCAAACUAGUGGGGAGGGGGGGCGCGUUGGGACCCCCAGCGCUGUCCAGUGUGUGCAAGCGAGGGGAGGGAAGAGGGAGAGCAGGAGAGGGCAGGGGGCGCGGGGUUUAAUUGUCAUUAUUCAAUAAAGGAAAGCAAGGAGCCAGGUCUCCUUUGGCGAGGGGCCGUGUGGCGGGGAAUCCUCCCGCGUGGUAGGAAGGUGGGUCGAUCGGGGCGGUGGGGGGGAUCAAUAAGCGUUUUAAACCAAAAUAAUGUCUACGGCAGCAGAGACCUCUCCAAGAUGUCAGGUGUUAGUCCGGAGGGGCAGAUCUGUGAGCAGCACAGCGGCUCCCGGGUCUACGGUGCAUUAGCCUCUCGGUGGGAGAGGGAUCCCAGACAGCUGUGGUGGGGAGCCAGCGGAGGAGAUUUGCUAGCGGGCUCCUCCGGGGGAUACUACCCGCCACCUCCUGCACCCGAGCGCAAAAGGUGCUGCUGCUGCUGCUGCUACUGCUGGCGCAUUUCAUCCAAACUCCAGCCAGAGCGGGGGCAAGUUGCACCGGAGACAUCAGCGCCACUGUGCUUUGGAGAGGCGAGGGCGCACCGGGAGCGCAGCGGCACCAUGCCUGCUAUCAAGAAGGAGCGACUUGACAGGGAGGAGAUGGCCCUGGCUGCCUUUAACCAGCCCAUGGAGACCUUACCUGACUAUCUGGCCCCUUUAGCGGCCGCUGCCAUCCCGGUGGUGACCCCCCACCCUCCGGCUUACGACCAGAUCUUUGCCCACCACCACCGUGCCUACCUGGGCUUCCCCGAGACCCACCACCCGCACCACCCCCAUCACCACCUCCCCGAGGACCUGAUGCUGGAGCGCUUUUCCUCCAUCCCGGAUUUCCAGCCCUUCUUUGACAACGGGGAGCCGUGCAUCGAGGUGGAGUGCGGCGAGAACAAGGCGCUGCUCUACAUCAGUAAGUUAUGCCAGGGCAGCAAAGGACCCUCCAUCCGGUACCGGGGAGAGUGGCUCACCCCUAACGAGUUCCAGUUUGUCAGCGGCAGGGAGACCGCCAAGGACUGGAAGCGGAGCAUCCGGCACAAAGGGAAAAGUUUGAAGACUCUUAUGUCCAAAGGAAUCUUACAGGUACAUCCUCCAAUCUGUGAUUGCCCUGGGUGUCGAAUUUCGUCUCCAGUGAACCGGGGUCGCCUGGCCGAGAAGAGAACGAUCCCUCUGCCUCCCACCAGGCUCCCAAAGAAAGAGCUGACCUCCAUUUUCUCACAUAGCGACGACAGCGAGGAGAGUGACAAGGCCAAUGGUCAACACCCCGAAGUGAAGCAGGAGGAGGAUCUGCAUAUCAGUAUCAUGAAAAGAAGGAUACACACCCACUGGGAUUUAAACAUCUCCUUCCGAGAGACCUCUUGCAGCCGUGAUAACGACCUCUCCACCAUCAUCUCCAACCUGCAUCAGAGCCGCCAACUCGUUAUGCCAGAGACCCAGAGUCGCUGUGAAUUCAAGAGAAACAGCAUCGACGUCGGCUUAGGAGCAGCAGAUGAAAUUUUAGGCAGGAGAAGAGUAUGUUCUCCCAACAGCAGCAGUGAGUGUCCUUUAGAAAGCAAGAAAACCCGAAGCGAGUCCCCAAAGGAAAAUUCCCACACGCCCGUGCUUGAAGACUCAGUGACUCAGAUGACCCCAGAGGAACACUACAGACGGAUGAUGUCAGCCCUGAACGAACACAGCACCUUUGAGGAGCAGCAGCAGCAGCGCCUCUACCAGUUGGCCAACAGCAUGGCAGUCCCCAGCCACGGUGAUCUGCUCCGAGCGCGGCAAGAGGCGGCGGCGCGCAACCCCGGGGCCAUGGAGGCGCAUCUCCCCUCGGCCAGCAACUCGUCCAGCCAGCGCCGGAAACAGGGGCUCCCCCAGCACCGCGACACGCACUUCCCCGAGAGGGACAUGUCCCACCCACCGCCUCUGCUGUCACCCCAGAAUGCCCCCCACAUCGCGCUAGGGCCUCACUUGAGACCUCCCUUCCUGGGGGUGCCUUCAGCUUUGUGCCAGACGCCAGGUUACGGGUUUCUGCAGCCGGCACAAGCAGAGAUGUUUGCACGGCAGCAGGAGAUGCUGCGGAAACAGAAUCUUGCCAGGCUUGAGAUGUCGGCCGAGAUCAUCCGCCAGAAGGAGCUGGAGAAUCUCCAUCGACAGAGGCUACUGGCCGGCGACCCGCUGAGCCUGCACCCGGGCUUACCCCAGGACCACCCGGCCUUGCGGAACAUGCACGACAUCCCCGAGGGGCACCCUCUGAGGGACGAACUUUCCCGGAGGAAUGCCAUGCUGGUGCUCCGGCACAACAACACGCCGCUGCUGUCGCUCAACCAUGGGGUCCCCAGCACCACCCCGCCCAAGGAGCAGGGCCGGAGGGGGAGCCGGAAAUCAGUGCACCACCGGGCCGAGCCUCCGGGUCUGCACGAGGCCAAGGAGCUGGCCGAGCCCCGGGCCCGGGAUGGCGUGCCCGACUGCAACGACGAGGAGAUGAAAGACUCGGAGAGCGAUGCUGAAGUGAGCGACGAGAAGCCGGAGAGCCUGAAAGCUGAGAGCAGCAGCUCAGCCAGUGAACUCAAAGAGUGCAAAGAGACAAGCAAGGUCUACGAGGGGGCCAAGGAGCUGAGCGAAGUGUCUUCUGGCCAGAAUGCCCCCUGCAGCUCCUCAAGCACUGAGUCACCCAGCCACCUGCUCGGCCCAGGCAUCAAUAAAAAUGAGGUGAAAUACCUCCCUCCGGCCUCCAUCCCACCACCUCAGCCGCUGCCCUUCGGAUUCCCUUAUACAAUGAGCCCCUAUUUCCACGCAGGCGCCAUGGGAGGUCUGUUCUUGGAUGGGGAGGAGAGCCCUGCGCUGGAAGACAUCAGCAAAUGGACAGUGGAGGACGUCUGUAACUUUGUGGGCAGUUUGUCUGGCUGUGCCGAGUACACUCAGGUAUUCAGGGAACAGGCUAUCGAUGGCGAGACGCUGCCUCUCCUGACCGAAGAGCACUUACUGAACAACAUGGGGCUCAAACUGGGGCCAGCUCUGAAGAUCAGGUCACAGGUGGCCAAGAGAGUUGGCAGGGUUCUCUACAUGGCAAGCUUCCCCAUGGCAUUCCCGCUGCAGCCCCCUGGCUUACGGCCUCCAGACCGAGACCUGGCACCCGCUGAGCUCCGCCCAUCCUCUACAGGCAGCGUAUCCUCCCCCUACAGCAGCAGCCUGCUCCCCGCUAGCCGCAUCUCACCAAAGCAGGAAAAUGGAAACCCCUCGUUAAUGGCUGGAAUCAACGACACCACGAAACCUGCAUCGUAACUGCACAGCCUCUCGACUCCCUCCAGUACUAAGACACGUUGUGACAAACUCAACGGAACAAGGGGCCCCUCUCGCCCAGCCGGAGGGUCAAGGAAAGAGGGAAAUAGGGUUGUGUGUGCGCAUUCACUUUUUUUUUUUUUUUCUUUUAAACCCACAAUAAGAAAAGAUCAAAGAAGGAAAAAAAAUCCAAAGAUUUAUUGAAAGCAAUUCAAGGGAGGAAAAAACAGGUUGAGAGAAAUCUGGCCCUGCUCCCCCUUUCCUGCUUGCCCAAACCCGCGGGAGAGCAGCCGGCAGAGAUGGGAACGCUCGUCUGUUUGCCUUCGCGGGAACGCGGCUUUGGAGAACUGCUGGGGGUGACCCUGCCCACCAAGGCAGAGAGCCCCGAACUGUGAGCAAACCAACCCCCCCACCCCCAGAAUUGUACUCAGCUCCUUGUUCAGGUGUCUAUGCAUCUCUAGCAACUUUUAAAACAAUACCAAAGACAGACAAAAGGCAAGUUCCGGUCCAUGUUUACUUCGGUGCGGAUGGUACGGCAGAGGCGGCUUUGGCGCUGCCCCCUGAGUGCCGCGGUGCUUUCACCGCGCACAGAGACGACAGACUAUGGCAGCGUCUCCUCAUCCCCAGCCCCUCCAGGACUUUUUAUUUUUGGGUAACUUUCUUUUGAAGAAAGCAAACAAUAGCAGAAGGGGUGUGGUGGGGAGGGGGAAAGGCCCCUGGCUCCUCCUAGCCGCCCCCCCUCCCCUGCGUGUGUAUAGCAAACUCAUUGAUAUUGUUUUUUGGUUGUGGAGGGGUUAUUUUCUUUUAAAGCCUUGUUACAGAGGUGGAUGUAGUUGCACAUUCUGGCCUGCUAAGGCCUAUGAGACAGGUACCUGUGCAUGCCCAUAGGAGGUAGGGAGGUCAGGCAAACCCACGGGUAGAGGUUUUACUACUGUGAAGAAGACGGUAACUCCUGGGGGUGACCUCCUGUGACUUGUACAGUUGUGAACAACAAUCACACAUGGUACUGCGCGCUCUCUCUCUCUCUUUUUGUUUAAACGUUGCACGGGCUACCGUUUUUCUUAUAAAAAAUAGCUUGGUGGUACAUUAGCUUCUUUAUCUUGUAAAAAAACAAUUGUCAUUAUUCAUCCCAUCACAAUAAAUGCUUUCCAGCAAUCAGUUUAAAUAAAAAAAAUCACAAAGGGUCCGUGCUUUCCCCCUUAGAAGGUCUGCUCAGUGCCCAGCUGCUAGAACAGACCUCUCACCUUGCACUCACUCUAUGGCCGUGCUCCUGGGGGCUCCAGCAGUUGUUCUGCCCGGCGGGGUCAGGAGCUAGGGCAUGUUUUGCUUCACCUGCCACAGCUGCUGCAAGGAAGACUUUGGCGCAGGGGAGAGAGCACACCCAAUAGCGAGGGUGUAGGAACUAGUCAAGAAUGUAUUACAGAAAAAGUUUCUUGCCAAAAAUAGUGUUAAAAAAAAAA